Messenger RNA from Betta splendens (Siamese fighting fish), 5078 nucleotides. Its product is annotated as cryptochrome-1-like. Gene Ontology annotation, molecular function: DNA binding; FAD binding. The record is from RefSeq and is a predicted model, not a curated record. Bases 185 to 2146 code for a protein of 653 amino acids. Gene Ontology annotation, biological process: negative regulation of DNA-templated transcription; circadian regulation of gene expression; entrainment of circadian clock by photoperiod. Gene Ontology annotation, cellular component: cytoplasm; nucleus. The transcript is spliced from 15 exons. NCBI's taxonomy places the organism in Eukaryota, Metazoa, Chordata, Actinopteri, Anabantiformes, Osphronemidae.
UAUGAAACAAAACAGUACAGCAGCCUAAAGCAAGUGCAGAGGCGCAGGACGGCUUCUCAGACUGGGUUUACGUUCACCUACUGGAGAAACUGCACUACCCCGUACACCAUAACAGAGGAAAGAAAUGAUUCUUUCUUUGGGCUUGAGAUAAAUAUUACCUUCAGGGAGCCAGUACAAGAAUAAAAUGGCCCCGAAUUCCAUCCACUGGUUCCGUAAGGGCCUCCGUCUGCACGACAACCCAGCUCUCCGAGAGGCAGUCCGGGAAGCUGGGACAGUUCGCUGCGUUUACUUCCUGGACCCAUGGUUUGCAGGUUCCUCCAAUGUCGGGGUCAACAGGUGGAGGUUUCUGCUUCAGUGUUUGGAGGAUCUGGAUGCAAGCCUUCGAAAGCUCAACUCUCGCCUUUUUGUUAUCAGGGGCCAACCAGCUAAUGUGUUCCCACGCCUAUUUAAAGAGUGGAAGAUCUCUCGAUUGACCUUCGAGUACGACUCAGAGCCUUUUGGGAAAGAACGAGAUGCUGCAAUCAAGAAGUUGGCCAUGGAGGCAGGAGUGGAGGUCGUCGUCAAGAUAUCGCACACCCUUUAUGACCUGGACAAGAUCAUUGAGCUGAAUGGCGGCCAGCCCCCUCUGACCUACAAGCGUUUCCAGACGCUGAUCAGUCGGAUGGAUCCUCCUGAGAAGCCUGUGGAGACCCUGUCAGACAGCCUGAUGGGGCGCUGUGUCACCCCCAUUUCUGACGACCAUGGUGACAAGUACGGAGUCCCUUCCCUGGAAGAACUAGGCUUUGACACUGAGGGCCUUCCAUCAGCUGUGUGGCCUGGAGGUGAGACGGAGGCUUUGACCAGGAUAGAGCGCCAUCUAGAGAGAAAGGCUUGGGUGGCCAACUUUGAGCGCCCCAGAAUGAACGCCAACUCGCUGCUGGCCAGCCCAACAGGCCUCAGCCCCUACCUGCGCUUUGGCUGCCUCUCAUGUCGCCUUUUUUACUUCAAGCUUACUGACCUGUACCGCAAGGUGAAGAAAAACAACUCCCCUCCACUAUCUUUAUACGGCCAGUUACUGUGGCGAGAGUUCUUUUACACCGCUGCCACCAACAACCCGCGUUUUGACAAGAUGGAGGGAAACCCAAUAUGUGUCCGCAUCCCCUGGGAUAAAAACCCUGAAGCGUUUGCUAAGUGGGCUGAAGCUAAGACGGGUUUUCCUUGGAUAGAUGCUAUCAUGACUCAGCUGAGGCAGGAGGGCUGGAUCCAUCACCUGGCCAGACAUGCGGUGGCUUGCUUUCUUACCAGAGGGGACCUUUGGAUCAGCUGGGAAGAGGGAAUGAAGGUUUUUGAGGAGUUGCUCCUAGAUGCAGACUGGAGUGUGAACGCAGGUAGCUGGAUGUGGCUGUCCUGCAGUUCAUUUUUCCAGCAGUUUUUCCACUGCUACUGUCCCGUGGGCUUCGGCCGGCGCACCGACCCAAACGGGGAUUUCAUCAGACGAUACUUACCUGUCCUCCGAGGUUUCCCUGCUAAGUUCAUUUACGAUCCGUGGAACGCUCCAGAGGCCGUGCAGGCAGCUGCCAAGUGCAUCAUUGGAGUCCAUUACCCGAAGCCCAUGGUGCACCACGCCGAGGCGAGCCGCCUCAACAUUGAGAGGAUGAAGCAGAUCUAUCAGCAGCUGAGCCGAUACAGAGGAUUGGGCCUGCUGGCAUCAGUGCCAUCUACCAACGGGAAUGGGAAUGGAGGAAUGAUGGCCUACUCUCCUGGGGAUCAGCAGGCAGGGACCACUCCCAACAACACACACUUUCCUGGUGUGUCUGGGAGCCCCGUCUCAGCAGGAAACGCCAGUGGAAGCAUCCUGCUCAACUUUGACAGUGAGGAACACACGGGGCCUGGUGGUGUUGGACAACAGUCACGACUGCACCCACAGCCCAAACAGCAUCAACCACAGCAUGGAUACCAUUCAGUGCCAGAUGCCAGCCAGACCAUCACUAGCAGCCAACUGUACCAUGAGUUUGCUGUGCCUCAACAUCCAGGACUUCUCCUGCAUACCAGAGGAAACAUCACAGGGAAGCGAGAGCGGGAGUUGGAACGUGAAGCAUCAGAGGAGGAAGACCCCGUGUCCUGCUCUGUGCACAAGAUGCAGAGGCAGAGUGCAGAGCGCACCUAGUCAACGUGGUGGAUCCACAUUCAACACCCAGCCAGCGGAGGGGAAAACAGUCCAGACGCCUCCAGAGCAGCACAUUUAAAACUGUCCGUUGCCUGUAAAUCCCUCUGGGUAAAAACAAAAAGGUGAAAGUGUGAUUUUUGGCUUUUUGUUAAUUCGUCUUUACAUCCUGGGUGUAUCUGACCUCUAACCUUUACAUACAUGCCGAUGUGGGUGUGCACGGAAACAAAACACCUCAAACUACUUAAAGUUUUUUAUAUUUUAUUUUUCCAGUUGUCUUAAAACUGCUGCCACCAUCCAGGAUACAUAUUACUGUGCUGACACAGAUGCAGCUACAUGUGUAACUAAUGGAAUAGUGUCUUCAGCUGCAGAUUCAGCUCAACCAAACCAAAUUACGUAUGUUAGAGUUAUACAGAGCUUCUGCUGUAUAGUAUUUACAUACUUUUUAUAUGUGCUACAGCACAUCCUAUAGUGGUAAACAGCAAACUUUGCCUCCGCCACACAUUACCUAGCCAUUAUCAAUCGAGCAACAUGUUUGGUCCCAGAUGAAUUAGAAAACACUAUUCCCACUCAUUGUGUGUUAAUAUGUUUUGUGUUUUGAGAUACGAACAAAAACACGUUUUACCUUCUGUAGAUCUCAUCAGAUGAGUCUACAGUGGCAGUCAUAGCCUGGGAGGUCUGAGACUUGACAUGGACAUUAGGUGGUUCUUGGCUUCUCUGCACGUGUACAUGUUCAGUUCUUCAGGCACUUAAGGUCUAAUUGCUGAGUUGCUUUCAGUUCAGUUUGUAGACAUCUAGAACGUGAAGCUCUAAAUAUUAAUAACUGACAGGUCAUAGGUUUGGAUGGUUGGACUUUAAAGCAUGUGUCACUGUGGAUUGGAUAAAUUACACUCAUGCUCUCUGACUGUACACAUUUGGCAUUAUGGUGAGAAGUUCCUGUGUAGCUUUAAGUAUUGUUUUUUGGGAUGUGUGUAAUCUUUCCUUAAUUAGUUUUUGGUAAUAUAUUCAUAUCCUGAAUCUUUGACACAUGUUCAACAUCAAACAUGAGCAGGCUCUGUUCUUUGUUCUUCAUGGUUCCUUUUCUUACAUAAAACAGUUUAACACUUAGUUAGUUUGUUAUCCUGAAAUGGUUUCCCACAUUCUUUGUCAUGUACCAAUCAACUCAAUGGUUUUACAUUUGCCUAAUCCAACAGUGGUUUUAUUUUACAAUGGACAUUUGUAACAUCCAGGCUUUAGAUAAACCUCCACUCAUUUUACUCUACAUUAGUCACAUUUUCACCUUUCUGUUUCAUCCACUGUUAUUUAUUUUUUCUAAAAUGUGUCAAACUUUUCCAUCGAGGCGUUCUGUGGCGUUUUGGUCUCUUUGUUUUUUGUUCCUUUUGCUUUUAGGGGCCUGUGGAACUUGCUCAACAACCAAAACUCAUGGCAGUUAAUGUGAGACAGGUGUUUAGACACCACCUCAUGGUGAACACAGGCAGUCGUUUGCACUGUUCUGUCAAAGACGUAACAUUUUUCUAAGAUUUCUUAUAAAAACCAAAAAGUUGCUAAACAAAAAAAGGAUGAAGAAAAAAAUUAUGUCAAGACAACAUAAUAAUAAGUGACAGCAUCUGAUCCAAAUGAGCCUGAUUUAAAACCAACAUUCCUCAGAAAUAAGUAAAGGAAAAAAGGAUUUCUGCUGUACAAGGAGGUUCACAUUAUUCAUUAUGUACAGGUUUUACUCAUUGUGCAACCUGAUAUAUUUGAAACUGAACACAAAUAAGUGAAAGCUGUGCGGCUACAGAUGAAGGCAUUAAAUAUUUAAUGUAUGCAAGAAGGUUCACAUGUAAAAGUGUUUGAGGUUAAAGAGGAAAUUAGUGUCUUAUUUAGGUUCCAUCUACUCUUUUUUACAAUGUUUAAUUCCCCGUGUAAAAAUACACUCAGCCUCUUGCUGUUGUUAAAUCACGUGAGCAAUAAUAAGAAUAAGAAAACUUUUAUUUGUCCAAUAACACACACAAGCACAUCUCUCAUAUAUUCACAUCAAUUGUGUAUAUAAAUGUACUGGAAUUUCUCAAAUACACCAUGAUGUUCUUUUAUACCAAUAAGGCAGAAAGCAGGUUCUGAUCUUUAGGGUUUCCUUUUUAUCAAAAUUCAAAAAUUACAUCUUUUUUUUCUUUGUAAGGUUUGUUAGCUCAUUUGGGUAUUGAUUUUUGUAUGCAAGAAUUGAUUUUUAAAUUGUCCUAUCAAAUACACGCGCGCACACACAAACACAAACCCUGAUAAUGGUUAGAUGGAAGAAAGCAGCAAAUCUGCUUAGAAGACAAAAACUCGAUUCUGAAUGUCACAGUUAUUCAAGUGUCUCCUAGUUUCUGAUACUAAGUAAUUGAAGCAUUUAUAAAGUAACAAAUCAGAAACUCUAACUAUGAAAUGCACAACCUGCCAAAUGAGACAGAUGAAAAGCAGAAGUUCUUGGUCUGACUUGGUAAAGUCAGGAUUUGAAGCAGUAGAUGUAAGAUGUCAGUUUUCCAGCACUCUGGUUUCAGUGGAUCAUUGAUAACUUGUGUCUGUACAGUACUUGAUAUCUGUUCAUCUUUGAUUGUACGCCCUCAACUACAGGAGUGACGUAAAGAGUGAGGAUGGGCCGAUGGAGGGGGUGGAAGGGAGGUAGUACAUACAAAGUAUUGUAGUAUUUCUGUAUAAUAAUUAUGUAUGUUCCUAAAAUGUUAGAAUAUUAAUAGUUUUUGUAGCUUUUAUCACUAUGGAAAAGACAAGUUGAACCAAGUUUUUAUUCUGGCUUUAUUAUUUUUUGUCUUCCCUUCUGCAGCAUGAAGGUGAAAACAGUCGCCAUCGUUCAUCUCUGUAAUAUUAUUGCUCUUUCUCUUUCUUUCCUUGUGUUGUCAAUGUUUUUUCUUGUGCUUGAUCAAGUUCUUGGCAGGAAAUUAAAAUUGUUACAACUUGA